CGUAGAGUUCUUCGCAUAGAAAUCGCAGCCCAUUCUCUUCGUACCCGGUACCGAACUCUACAAACGCGCUAGCUGGCGGUGAGGAACCCUCAUUGUACACAAACCGACGACUUCGCGAUCAGCAGGCGGCAAUCCAGUGCAUUCUGCAAUAAAUCUGCAACUCUGAAAUCUAUGUCAUUCACCAUAACGCCAAUGGAAAGCAGUUUUAGUUGACAUUCGGCGUAGUGAUGGCAGAGAGAAAAGAUGUGUGCCGCUCCAGCAACGCUCUUUAUAUGCGGCACUCGCAGCUAGUUCAAUGGGAUACUUCUGUCACAGCCAAGGAACCAACACAGCUAAGAAGAAAGACGCCAAAAAUCAAAUUUCACGAUGGCUGUGUUUUCCUAGCAGCGUGCAGCUCUGGAGAUAUCGAAGAAGUGACGGCCCUUCUCAAUCGCAGAGCAGAUAUUAACACGACGAAUGUGGAUGGACUCACUGCAUUACACCAGGCGGUGAUCGACAAUUCAAUGAAGAUGGGGCAGUUUCUGGUGGAGCAAGGCGCUAACCUUGAUGCACUUGACAACGAGGGCUGGACGCCGCUGCAUGCAGCGUCAUCAUGCGGAUUCCUUAAAAUGGCCAAGUUCUUGAUGGAGGCAGGUGUCAAUAUCUGUGUGGUGAACAGCGAUGGGGACUUGGCCUUGGAUGUGGCAGAGUCUGAUGAGAUGGAAAACCUCAUCAAUAGUGAGCUGUCCAGACAAGGCAUUGAUGUUGAUGCAGCCAGAAAUGAGGAACAAAAUCUGAUGCUGGCUGAUGCGAGACAGUGGCUUAACCUGGGAGCAGUCACAGAGCGAGUACAUCCCGUGACAAAGGCUACUGCACUCCAUGUAGCUGCAUCAAAGGGUUACAUAAAUGUCAUGAUCCUUCUACUGCAGGCAGGGGCUAACACAGAAGCGCAGGACUUGGAGGGCUGGACACCGCUGCAUGCGGCCGUAUACUGGGGCCAGCGAGAUGCGUGUGAGGUGCUGGCCAUGCACCGGUGCAGCAUGCGUGCCAAGGACUUCAUGGGCCAAACGGCUUUUGACAUAGCAGAUUCGGAUAUUAUCAUGUUCCUUUUGCAAUUGCAAAGCAAGCAAUCGGCACUAUCUCCGAAGCCUGAACAGGAACUAAAAUUCCCCCGACAGAUUCUGCCUGUGAAGAGAAGGACCUCGUUAACGAGAAUGAGCGUUGUCGACAAGAGUCACGUGGCUGACAAGGAAAAACAGCAAGAGCGAUCACUCCAUAAUCAGAAACUUGCGCAGCAUGACUUGCAUCCCAUUCAGAAUGGAGAUGCACGGAUUGCCUCCUGUCCAGAACCAAACAAUAAUCGAAUUACACCAGCCCUUCCCAGUCUGUCAGAAGAAAAUCAUGCCCACCAGACCAUGCCUCGCAUAUCUGAAGUAACAGGCAGUACUUCCGACAAAUCUGAAUCAUCGCGCAGGAGUGCGCCCGUGAUCCCUGGUGAUAUGGCGAAUUUGUUAAAUCAGAGAGUACGCCAGGGAGUGCCUGGGCAGAGCUUCCCUGCAAACCCAGCAGUAGGCAGAGAUAAGAUAGAUCAGCAGGAGCAGAAACUGGGCUGGAGAAGGACUGAUGGUCCCGCCCCUGCUAUCGUAGACACUCAGCCGGAAGUCAACAACAACCUCUGUACUCCAACACAGUCUGUCGGAUCAACCCUCAGCAUUCCUGAAGAGACCUCUGAAGAGAGAGAACGUAGGCUAGGGCGCCCCACUCGCUCAUUGUCAUUAGAUGUUAGUCCGCAGACAUUAGGCAGUAAAGAUGCCCUUAUUGGCGAGGCUCCAAUUACAGGAUCAUCUGGCGAUACUUCACUGACAACAAGACCGAUCAGGUCGCUGCAGCCACCGUCCCCGGACGAUGAAGCGGAGACCGUGCGACGGUCUAAAUCCCGCCUGGCUCGUCAGACGCGCCGCUCGACACAGGGCAUUACGGCUGAGGACGUAGCAGAAGCUCAGGCUCGGAUGAGCCAGCUGAGAAAGACUUCUCAACAGCAGACAGAUCAACAGGACGCAGCCACGAAAGAGAAGCAGAAGGAAGUGGGGAGGAGCCAAGAGAAGGAUGCAGGGAGGAUUCAGGAUAAUGUGGAGGGGCAGGAGAGGGAAGUGGAGAGCAGUCAGAAGAAAGAUGUUGGGAGGAGCCAGGAGAAGGAAGCGGUCAGGAGUCAGAAGAAGGAAGAAGAGAAGCAAGCGGAACUGGAAAAGAAAAAGGAAGUCAAACCGAAAAGCACACCGUUGUCCACAUUCACGGCUAAACUUAGAAAGCAGGAAUCCAAAGAGAAGAAGUCGAACCAGGCUCCGCAAUCACCAGCACGCAGCUACACUGCGAGGCUGCCACUCACUAAGCGGCCACCACCCGCCAGUACGUCCGGCCAACAACUGCUGACAGUUAGUGCUCUCGUGCCACCGGCGCGAAAGAUCUCACAGGAGUUACCAUCGGCAGAAGUGUCUGCCAUUCUCUCUCUCACACCGUUAACAAGAAGGAAGCAAGCAUCUGCGCCAACGCCGGACGAAAUCAGCAACUCGGUUACAAUACAAGUGCGCCGACCCAGUUUACCUGUUACUCCUACCACCACGCCAUCUACUGGCAGUGGGGAAGGGAAGCACAGCAACAAGAAUGAACCGUCGUCAGCAAACCUGGCCAACAAAAAAGAAGAUGGAAGACAAAAAGAAGCAGAGGAAGAGAUGGAACAACGGUUCCAGGAGAGAAGGAGGACUCGCAAUGCACGAGCGCAGAAAGCCACAGACAAUGCUGCUCCCAGUAAUAAAGAUGUGAAUAGACCUGAUACAACUGAUCUGUGCCUGCCUGAAGAGAAUAUCAAGAUUAAAGAGGAGGUUAAAGAUCAAUACAAGAGUCUUUCCGAGCGUUACCGAGCAAGAUUUGCGUCUGACCCCUCGCCUGCGUCCUCCGAGCGCGCCACUCCAGCUUCCAGACCGGUUAGCAGUAGCUUAUCCAGCUACGAGCAAAUAGAAAAUGAAUCGAAGAAAGACUACAAGAAGUUGUACGAAGAAGAGAAACGAACGAACGAAGACUUGAAAGAUAAGCUACGAACUACCGAUGCUGAUCUUCAAGCGGUCAAAAAGCAACUUGAAGAGUUGUUGCGAAAUGGAGACGCUGGAGGAUUGGACGUGAAGGACAAAAGAAUCACGGAGAAAAAGAUGUCAGAAUUGGAGGAGGAAGUGAAGCAAUUGGAAAAAUUAAAAGCUGAAAAUACGAAAUUGAAAGAGGAAAAUAGGGCGCUGACGCGAGUGGUGUCAAAACUUUCCAAGUAACUGAACAUGGAAGAGUUGAGAGCAGACAAUCAGCGCAUGAGAGCUGAGAAAAGCGCCCUCGUACGGAUCAUAAGUAAACUAUCAAAAUAAAACAACUCAACUGCCAAACACUCUCUGAAUCAUUUCGGUCAUUUAAGUGGUGCAUAAGGAGUUGUGCAAGAAGAGAUGAACAGACUAGCAGCGCAACAUCGGCACACAAUUUGUGUUCUCUCUGCUUAUAUACCUUGGCUGUAUUUCAUGCACGUUGUCUCCAACCAUGUAUGAAGUGUAUCCCACCAAUGUAUCGACUAUCCCACAUUGAGAUGAUGACACGAAUUUUACUCCCUGUGAGGAGGAUGACGUUGGCGAUCUUGUGGAUUUACGUUUUGUCUCAUUUAUUUUCUCAACUCCCUGUGCGUUUGGAGUCACUAGUGAGCUGCAUCCACUGCAUCUGAGUUCAGAGGUCACUGAGCUUAACCAUUGCUCCCGUGGUAGGUAUUCGAGCUACUAUGACACUGUGGAUUGUGUCUGUCACGGUACCCUACGACGAGUGACGAUUAUUCAGGUUGCAUGACUACACUGGCCACAGAAAUCAUUUUCUGCUAUUAACGUUUGCGAGGCAUUGGUUUUAGUAUCGGAGGGAGGGCCAUCGACAUUUUUCGGGACAAAUUCAGUUCUAAUAAAAAAAAUCUUAUUGGGCGUCCCAUGGGUGUUUGGAUUGUUUGACGGAAUUCGGCACGGUUAUUAUUUCUGUUUAUUGAUUGGAUUUUUAAUAAUGGUAAUUGUUUGUGCAAGGUUUAAGAAAAACUGAAUUUUUGUAAUAAAAACACCAAUCGACAAGUAGGUAGUGAUGUGUAACGUGUUAAUUAAUUGCCAUACUAACAACAAUAUUUAACCCAUUUUGAAAUAGAACUGUCUAACAAAUGAAAGGCUGGGGAAGUUUUAAAUGUUAUAUAUAAUCUGUAGUGUGUGGCCUGAACAAUCGUCACUGCACUGGGCUAUCAUGUGACCUCUGAGCCUGUGAUGCAUCGGCUGUGGACACAUGGCAUUGAGGGCUUCGGACAGCUUGCCCACCAUUUUGUGGCAGCCAUGAUACAUGAAGAGCUGUGAGCUCGGUCGUUUGUGGCAUUUUGAAGGCCUGCUUAUGAGUCGCUUUUUUUCUGGACUCCCCUCCCGACUCUUGAAUUAUAACGUGUUUAGUUAAAUGUUUGUUGAUUAUCAAUUGCUUGUUAUCGCGUUGGGUGUUUAAUUUGACUAGUGGCACGCUGUGCAUUGCUGCUGGUGACCUUCGGUAGGUUUCCAUGGCAACUAGACUACUCUGUUCGCCAGUCACUGUGUGUAGUGUUUGAUGUGAGCUUUUGGGGAAAAUUCUAAACAGUUGCACGCUGGGAAUAAGUGUACAUUUGAAAUGAAUUAUUUAUUACUCUACUAAUGUAUUUAUGACUUGUUAAGUGAGAGAAUGCUGUGUAUAUUGAAUUUUGGUGAAUUUUAUUUUUGAUAGCAGUUUUAUUUUGCCGCACGUAUAUCAAGGAGCCUUGUCCACUCCAGUUUUCACAUCCACAUGUUACAACAGAUAGCCUUAGCUUUAGCUCAUCCAACAGUUCAUACACACGUCGGACCUAGCCUGUGCCCAGGUAACACAGCCAUAAUAUGUAUCAAGUUAUCUUUGACAGCUUUAAACUUUCAUAAGUUUCAUUACAGGUCAGAACACCUUUCAGUUCUUCUUCUAACCACAUAACACGUUAUUACCCCCGUUUUCUUUUGUAAAUAUCUAGUCAGGAAAAUCGGUUAAAAGUGGAAUAACGAUGUACAGAUUUUUGAAAGUUUGUAUUUUUAUACCCUUUUACAGUUUGUAACUUAUAGCAUGCCAAAGUUGCUGGUUGAGUCACCAGAUGAACGCACGUGAAGCAGUGGCUGCUCCUCGGCCAAUCACGAAAUCUUUGUAGAAAUGUUUUUACCUGAUUCACGCAUGCGUUCACGCAGUCGUGCUCCCAGCCGUGCUAACUGUUGACACACGAUCGUAGACAACCUAGCUGUUGACUAUAUGUUACUCAAACUUUGUCAACCACUGGACGUAUUAGUGGCUGUGUACACAGUAGCACAUCAUGGAGUGUGUGCAGACUGUCUGUGCACAGGGUAAAACAUCAUACUGCAUCGUGUGCGUUCAUCUCAAUGUAAGAGAGAUUUGUCAGCUAAGUAUGCGAGCACAAAUUUUCUCCUGCCGGUGACACUACUUCGCAUACGUCACUAGGUGAGGACGGUGCGUGUGCGCAUGAUGCCGCGUACAAGGAAAGAUGCUGGGGGCAAAUGUACGGCGGUUGCUGUGCUGUCUUCAGGCCUGUUAGAGUGGCAGCGAAUGUUUACGAUGCCAAACUAAUAGGUAUGUUUCUGGGUCGGUGGCGCGACCAGCUGACACCAUGCAGUGGUCUAUGUUUAACUACUGUGUUCUGUCACCCGGUCCUGUCAUCCGCAUAACUGUUCCAGGAUAGCCAUCUUAGAAACUCUUGGCAUAAACGAAUGAGCAUCCUUCCUCAUCUGACACGCUGGAGAUGAGGCCUUCUUUAUUCCAAUUGCAUUCUGGGUAGUUUCCUUGGAGCCAUGGCUCAGCAAUGCACGCUAACCACUUUUCUCGCUGACAGCGCACACAGGCACGUCCGUGGGUUCGUGACCGUGCCCUUGUCGCUGCGUUGCUGAGUCAUGGAAUGAGAGGGGUUCAUUUUCCCCGUACUGCUUACUUGCGCGCUCGUUUGCCUUCGUACUGGGAAACGCCGACAUCCUCUGUUAUUGCGUAAAACUCACGGCAGUGCGGGCGAAAAUGAGUCUCGAACUUAUAUCGAGUCGACAACUGCGACGUGCCCUUGUUGCUAGAGAGUCCCCGCGCGUGGCGUAGACGAAUGAUGCUGCUGCUGCUUUGCGUUGCCUUCCUCAGGUGACACGCUGGACCUGAGGCUUUCUCUACGCCGGCAGGACUCCGGGCCGUGGCAGUUCUCGGCGCCUUGCGAGCGUGCUUGUCCCGCGCAGGCCGCGCAGUCAGCCUCUCCUCAUUCUCCCCCUCUCUCUAUGUCUUCUUUAUGGCUUCAGAGGAGAAGGGGGUGCGAGACGACGGGCUGCGCGGUGGUGGCGCGUCAAGCGGAAGUAUAGCAUGCUCUGCGUUUUACACUGUGAUCGCGGGAAGCGGGAGCGUGGCGCCCCCUGGGAGCACCAGGUGGCAGGACGCUCCCGCGCUCGCUCCGCUUGUAAUAUCGGGCUUCGACUAAUCUCGCCGUGGACGAUCGAUUCGCAUCCCAAGCUGACAUGCUGGAGCUUGGGCCUUCUUCACUGCGACAACGUUGUGCUCGUAUGUUUAUGUGUGUGUGCGUGCGUGUGUGUUUGUGUUCGUAUGUAUGCGUGGAUGUCGCACUGCGCCCGAAGUCCUUGCCUGCAUUCCUCUGGCUUGGUGAGAGGUGUGGUCUGACCAGCGUGGAGCUGGUAGCCGUGCCGCGGGCGCAGUGCGAUAUCCGUGCGUUCGUUCUGCCUAGCAACUUAUGGCUGCUCCUGGGAAACUCGUUCGUUAGGAUUACGUGCAGGUCCAGCCAUAUUGCCUGUGCAUAGUGAACGCAUGUCGGGCCAGUGACAACCAACGAACGUUCUCCUCUGCUCUCCUCGUUUGGCCGCGCGAUCGGAAAGUUCUGAAGUUGUCACAGAUGGCCUGACUGUAGUUCCCGUUAUCUCACAAGCUCUGUUUCACUCGCCGAUAUCAUUGUUGGCUGAUUAUCUCUCUCUCUGGCUACAUGUUCAAGACACGCAGCGAAUGCGGUGCAGAAAUAUGCAAGGACGACGCAGAAAUUCACCAAAAUGAUAUACGAAUGAGAGACGAACUUGAGGGAAGGGGACAGCGAAGACAUUACUGUCGCAGAUGAAGUGUAUCUGUCACCUCGCUCGAUGUCUGUGCGUGCGUCCGUGUGUAGCGCUAUAUAAGUGGCCUGCGAUGGAUCUGCCGCGUUUCUUCAUCCUCGGCAGAUAUGCACGGCUUUUCCAGCGCACCGGACGCACAGGUUUGUACGUGACAUUAAGCAUGGUGAUUGAUGCCGGUCUUAGCACAUAGCGCGCUGUCCAGCGUUGGCUGGACCUUUGAGUAAUCAUUGGAGUACUCGGAAUGAUUACUCAGAAUGAUUACUCCAAGGUAGGACAGUCAUGAGCGGGUUACGUACGAGUCCGCCUCGGCUGAAUGCAUGAUAAGACGCUUUCUCAUCUGACAAGCUGGAGAUGAGGCUUGCUCUAUUCUAGUGUAGUCGUAAGUAGCGUGUGCGAAGAAAGUGCGUGUGCGCAAGCUACUGACCGCAUGUGCUUCCUGCGACCCCUGCUACUGUUGCCAUGUGCCCUCCUCACCCUCCCCCCGCGCUACCGAGCCAAAUGUGUUGAGUGAUCGGCUGCAUAAUGACAAUCUAAUCAUGGUAGCGCACCUGGAAUGCAAUAUGGAAUCCAUUCAGGCAGCUGUAAGGAAGGUACACGUCGACACUUGCUCGUUGCACUGGUCGUGCGUGCGUGCGUGUGCGAGAGGUAACGUGGUAAACUUAUGAACUACACAUGGGUAGACGCACGAAAUGUGUCCGACUUUGGGUGACACGUUGGACCCAAGGCUUGCAUUCAGCCGAAUCGUCUGCUAAACCCGCUUCAUGAUAGACUAUCGGACGCCCUUCAGUAAUACAAUCUAGUAGUUAUCAGUACAUCCGUAGUUGUAGUAGCAACCGCAGCAGCCUAAUGAGACCGAAUUACGUACCAGUAACGUUGUCCAGUUACUGGUAAUAUUGUUGGAGGGCGUCCCAGAGUUAGAUCGCUGUUUUAUGAAGCGCUAUACUGCUAACCUCUCCUAGAUCUCACGUACAGUAGAACCUCCGCACGAAGGAGGUAAGCACGCGAAAUCGAUUCAUAUGGUGCUGAGUGUAGAGUGGGUAUGUUGUUAAAUUCCCAGUGUUGCUUUUCUUUCUAUAUAUUGACGUUACUCUGUGUGUAAGAGUGCGCAUAUGUGAGUAUCUGUGCGUGCGUACGCGCGUUUGUAUAUGUAUUGUUUAUUACUGGCGAUCACGUGAAACUAGUUGCUAUGGAAACUUUGGUCCGUCAGUCAAAGCCCGAUUAGUCAGAUUAAACACCAAUAAACGCGAGAGAAAUUGUCGAAUAGGGAUGAAUCGUUGUGGCUCUUAUGCGCCACAAUUUCAGUUUGAGAGGAGGCGAUAUAGCCUUGUUAACUCUCGCAGCGCGCGCAUGCGCAUGACCGUCACGUGUCUCAUACACAGCAUCCUCGCCUGUCGGUAUGUUGAUCACGGCUGAGAACUCGGCAGAUAUGCGUGUAUCGUCAUUGUGACGUCAUUAUGACGUCAUCGUGCGUGUGUUAGUGUGCCUUAUAUCAUAAAGUAAUAAAAUCACUAUCGUUAUAAUGCC
Messenger RNA from Priapulus caudatus, 8693 nucleotides. RefSeq names its product protein phosphatase 1 regulatory subunit 12A-like. The record is from RefSeq and is a predicted model, not a curated record. Gene Ontology annotation, cellular component: cytoplasm. Bases 228 to 3296 code for a protein of 1022 amino acids. Gene Ontology annotation, molecular function: protein kinase binding; enzyme inhibitor activity; phosphatase regulator activity. Lineage: Eukaryota; Metazoa; Priapulida; Priapulimorpha; Priapulimorphida; Priapulidae. The transcript is spliced from 23 exons.